Molecule: messenger RNA, 3175 nt
Organism: Oldenlandia corymbosa var. corymbosa
Lineage: Eukaryota; Viridiplantae; Streptophyta; Magnoliopsida; Gentianales; Rubiaceae
Source: the annotation of a GenBank genome assembly
GGACUAUUUUCCACCGUCUUGAAAUAUUUAUGUUGUAAUUCCCCAUUGUACAUUUUAAAGUUCGUAUAUAAAAUGAGCCAUUCUUUAGGCGUCAACAAAUUCGUCAAGUUUUUCCUAUCAAUGUCGACUCCACCACAACAGUCCCACUCCCGGCCGCAACUGGCCCGAGGAGAAAGCAGCUCCGCCGUCGCCGGUGGAGGAAGCAUGGAUGACGUCCUCGGCGCCGACCUCGUCAACAACAUCCUCUCUCGGCUUCCGGCGAAAUCUUUUGCAUUCGCGGCUUGCGUUAACCACUUUUGGAAUUCCAUUUGCUCACGGAUACUCUCUGUCCCUAAACUCUCCACCGCCAUUUCUCUUAACCCCUCACUUGACGGUGCUGUGAAUGAGGUUAUGGAGAAAGUUAUGUCGGAGCCAAUUCGACCUCAUUUCGUCAUCGCUUCCGUUGGUCCUGCAUUUAGCGUGGACCGUGCCCACGACCUCAUCAAGAGAAGGUUUGGCUCAAGUGUUCCUGUAGUUACAUCCCUGUCUAAUGGAAUCAUUGGGAGAGAUGCAAUCACUAACGAAUUUAAAGAGGUUGAGUGGGAAGUUGUAGAGAAUGAUGAAGAUCCUGAAGGAGAUCUUUUGCCCAAUGAAGGAAUAUUAAUAACUGUUGGUUAUCUGCCGGGAUUGAAAGUUACACUGGUUCCAAUGCCAUCCUUUGAUCGUGAUGCAAAAGGGAAAAAAGCGGCCCUUCUGAUUGAUGAAUUUGUGAUGGACAUAAGGAAGUGUGCUUUCACCACGCCGGCCAUGACCCCUUCUACAAUCAUAUUGUUUUCUGACCUUACAACCGACAUGAGACCUGUACUUCAAAAGUUGGAAUAUGUGUUUCCCGGAGAUACCGUAAUUCUAGGGGAAGGUAGUCGUCGGCACUGCUACAGGAGUAAUUGGAUCACCAGAGUACAUGAACAUGACCCUGCUAUUGUUGCUCUUGUGUUUUUGAAGGAUGGAAACAAGCCCCCUGGAAUCGGGGAGAUUCAGUUUCAUGCUACAUUAUCAACCGGAUUAAGGCCUGUUGGCCCCGUAUAUCGGGCAGUUUCUGUCAAAGAGAACAAGAAGCGAUCUACAUGGUUGACUGCAAGAAGCGGUGCUGCCUAUGAGAAUCUUGAUGGCAGAACAAUUUUAGAUAAUAUAUAUAAUGAGAUUGGUGAUGGUGUGCGACCUUAUGGACUCUACAUUGGAGUUAAGAAAAAGCGCAAGUGCUCCAUUUGGUUGGAUAAAGUAAGAACGAUGAUGUUUCUGGAAUUUCAUGAAGUAAUUGGAGGGGACGAAGAGUACCUUUAUGUCAAUGACUGGGGUAUCAAAACGGGAGAUGCUUUCCGGUUCUAUAUGUCAGACCCCAACACUGCGUUGAGGUCUAGAAACGAUGUUUCUGAAUGCUUUAGGCGUUUGAAUCACAACUUUGUUGAUACACCUGCAUCUACAUCUGCUCAACAACCAACAGGCACUAAGACAAUGUCAGUCUUCGGAGGUCUGAUAUUUGCUUGCUGUGGCCGUGGCGAGCAAUUUUUCGAACAGCGCAAUGUGGAUUCCAUUCCUUUCUUGGAAAAUUUCCCCGGGGUUCCCAUUGGAGGAACUUUCUGUUUUUGGGAGAUGGCCAUGGUAGAUAAGAGUAUAUAUGGGGACGAACCUCAGGAUGAAGAAGAUGGUGGAAGCUGCUCACAUCAUUAUUAUAGCACGGUCUAUUUAGCUUUAUCCUGCACCCCUGCAUAGGUUAAGGGUUGAAGCUAUAUAGUAGUACAGGACCGAAUAUAAGUUCAAAAGACUAGCUGGCUUGACCAUCUCCUCUUUCUUUUGCUUUGUUAUAAAUGUUUGCGCCUUAACCAAAAUGUUUUGAGAAGUUUUUCAUAGGUUAAUGAGGAGAAGAAGCUUUUGUACCUCUCUAAAGCAGCAAAUAUCAUCAUAAAACCUUUUCCAGAAGUGGCAAAGAGAUGACGACAUCAUUAACUGGGUCUGCUUAGAAAAGAGUAAAACCAAAGAAUUUGAUCACGGCUUUGUUCUUUCUUAUGCCCCACGCCUAAAACCCUUGUAAUUUUCAGUUGGGUACAAAAAAUACAAGCAACCAUAUACCGUUGUGCGGCUUCUGAAGACGUGAUUUUUGAAGGAUCAGGUGCCUGAUAAUAUGUUGAGCAAACUUCCUGAGGAUCUGUUAAACUGAGGUCCUGCAAAGUCACUGUGGGAACUCAGAAGGGUUUUCCAAAUCCUUCGAAGAACUGCACUUGAUCCGAGGUCAAUCAUCUACGUGGGACUAGGCCCCUCGAGUUAUUGUUCAACAGUUUUUUCAUAGAAAGCCGGAAGAAAUUUUUGAGUGUUUAUCCAGAGUUUGAUUCACCCGAAAAGAUGAAAUCUACUAAAGUGGAUAUCAGUUUCCCUUUCUUUGAAUCCACCGUGAACAACAAGACCAUUGACCUUGAAAUCAGUGCUUCUUGCAAUGGGUUGAUCUGUUCGGCUUACAACGAGUUCUGAGUAUGAUACUUCCAAGCUUGAACGUAACUUCGGGGUUGUACUGUUAUGGAAUCCAAGAUUUAAUGAUUACUGGAUGUUGCCUAAUUCCCCUGUUUCACUCGCUCACUACUAUAUGAUACUGAUAACCACAUUGAAAGGAGUUGUGGUUGUGGAUACGAUGAAACUCGUGAUGAUUACAAAGUGGUGAGAAUCGUUCAAAUCACCCACUAUAAGAUUUACUAGUAUUAUAGAAGAAGUCUUGUAGUUGAGCAAGAAAUUAAAGUUUACAGCCUGAAAUGAAAUUCUUGGAAGAGCCUCUCUUACGAGGAGCCCUUUCGGGCCGCGUUCGAUUCUGUUCCGAGAACGCAAGUGCAUAGGACUGAUCAACCAUGUCCUACAUUGGGUCAUUGGAGUAAGGGAACAAGGAGGGGAUGUGUUGGUUAUAUUUUCCGAAGCGUGCCUGUUUAAUGUCAAGUUUUAUCAAAUCAAGAAAACUUUCAGUCGCGACAUCCUAUUGGUUCGUAAAUCUUAAAUGUUGUUUCAUGUAAAUAAAGGUUCUUACUACAUUAAUCUCCCUUCACCGUCCGUUCUGUAUGAAAUUAAUCUCAAUUUUUCUUUUUUGAAUAAUGUAACUGUUUAGCCUUUAAGGACCCAAAUUCUUCCAGUUCAACAUUUAUUACAAAAGUACACCUAA